Pochonia chlamydosporia 170 is the source of this 477-nucleotide messenger RNA. Its product is annotated as NADP-dependent alcohol dehydrogenase-like protein. The record is from RefSeq and is a predicted model, not a curated record. Bases 1 to 477 code for a protein of 158 amino acids. The transcript has a single exon. Lineage: Eukaryota; Fungi; Ascomycota; Sordariomycetes; Hypocreales; Clavicipitaceae.
AUGGCCGUCCAACGCAAAGGCUUCCGCCUGCCCAUCAUCUACCGCCUCUUCUUCCUCCUCCUGGAGCCCAUGUCCGCCCUGGCAGGCGCUUAUUUCAACCACUUCCGCCAAACGCACUACCUCAGGCUCCUGAAUGGCGCUUCCGCCCCGUCAGACGCGUCAACCCUACCACUCAGCACGUCGGUAGCCAUGUCUCAGCUGGCAAACAUGUACUUCUUCUUCGCCAUCAAUGAGGCGUUUGUGCUGCGGUCAACGUGGGACAUGCGCGUGUGGAGGACGGUGCUGCUCAUGCUGUUGAUUGCGGAUUUUGGGCAUUUAUACUCUAUGAAGGAGCUGGGGCCUCGGAUUUACUACGACGUGUUGGGUUGGAAUGCUGGGGAUUGGGGGAACGUGCCGUGGGUGUAUGCUGGAGCUACGUUGAGGAUAUGCUUCUUGGCUGGUGUUGGGUUGGGGGAUUCGAAGAGGAAACAGGGCUAG